UGAGCGGAAUGUCCGUGGAUGAGAAGCCUGAAGCCCCCAUGUACGUGUAUGAGUCGACGGUUCAUUGUACCAAUAUCCUCCUGUGCCUGAACGACCAGCGGAAGCAGGAUAUCCUGUGCGAUGUGACUGUCCUGGUGGAGGGCAAGGAGUUCCGCGGCCACAGGGCCGUGCUGGCCGCCUGCUCAGAGUACUUCUCGCAGGCUCUGGUUCGACAGGCUGAGAAUGGCUUGUUCCUCAGCCUACCUGGAGAGGUCACUGCCAGGGGAUUCGCACCAUUGUUGCAGUUUGCCUACACUGCUAAGCUGUUACUCAGCAGAGAAAACAUCCAGGAGGUCAUCCGCUGUGCCGAAUUCCUGCGCAUGCACAACCUGGAGGACUCGUGCUUUCGCUUCCUGGAGGCCCAGCUCCGCAGCGAGGAGGACGGCCUGCUGCUGUGCCGCAAGGUGGCGCCGGCCGAGGGGAACCACGAGCCCGAGGACGAGAGCAUGCAGUCUGAGACGACAACAAAGGUUGCCUCCCCCCGGGUCCGGCGGCGCGCUGAAUGCUUGGCCUCCUUGCGGCAAGCACCAGACGCGGACCAGCUAGCCAUGGCGGUGCCCAGCGACUUCGCAGAUGGACGGCUGGACUUCGACAGGCACGGAUCGUCGGACCUCCCUCGCUGCCCCAAAUACAGGAAGUACCAGUGGGCCUGCAACAAGCACAAUAACGACACUUCCUCACACACCAGUACCUCAGGUUUUCCAAGCACAUUAUUAUUUAAGCAGACCAGCGGUGGCAUCAGCGACGGGGCGGUCCGGGACCAGAGUAGGCCGCCGGUGGCUCAAAUCAAAGUGGAGCCUCGGGCAGAGGAAGAGGCCAUCUCGCUGUGCUUGUCAGGGGACGAGCAGGAUGGCCAUGACAAGGACGAUGUGACAGCCAUGGAAUUGGACAGUGUCCCAGUGGUAUCCCCCUCUUCCGUCAAGAGGAGCAAGUCCCCCACCUGCCUCCGCGCCUUCUUCAAGAAAGGAACGGACCUGCCAGGUCUGCCCAACGUGUCACAACAGCUAUUCGCCAACAGACUCGCCAGCGUCUGCCCCGAAGACAAAGAAACCACUCAGGGAGAUCACAAAACAAAAGAUUUCAGGCCUUUCACUGCAGUGGAGCUGGGCCUGUCUGUUACAUCCCCAAAGGUAGUGGACGGCUUCACUCCGAUGCUGUCGUCGCUGAAGUCCGCCUCCUGCGACGGCGUUUGCAAACAGGAAGUGGAGCUGGACCGCCGCAGUGUCAUCUUUUCCUCCCCAGGGGCCUGCGACCGUCUGGGAACCCCGGCGCAUUCCUACCCUGGUGGGAACUCUUUGGAGAUGGAGCUCUCAGAGCACACGCCAAAGAGUCUGUGGGCUGGUGCCAGCCAGUCCCUCCCCACCUCACAGACCUACUCUCCCAGCAGCGCCCCCACCCUCGCUUCCACCACCACAGAGCCCCCGCCGCUCCUCUGCCACCCGCGGCCCAACACCAGCUGCCCAGUACCAAUCAAGGUGUGCACGCGCUCGCCGCCCUCCGAGACCCGCACGCGGACCUCCAGCUCCUGCUCCUCCUACUCCUACGCGGAGGACGGGAGCGGUGGCUCACCCUGCAGCCUGCCCCAGUUUGAGUUCUCCUCCUCGCCGUGCUCCAACGUGGCGAUCCGCCUCGCCACCGACCAGCAGGACCAGGGCGUGAUAGGGGGAGAUGCCCUCUUCAACCAGGUGCGCCCCAAGAUCAAGUGCGAGCAGUCGUACGGCACCAACUCCAGCGACGAGUCGGGAUCCUUCUCCGAGGGUGACAGCGAGUCGUGCCGAGUCGAGCAAGGGCAAGAGGUUAAGCUUCCUUUCCCUGUCGAUCAAAUCACAAAUCUUCCACGGAACGACUUCCAAAUGAUGGUCAAAAUGCACAAACUGACCUCAGAGCAGCUGGAGUUCAUCCACGACGUCCGGCGGCGGAGUAAGAACCGCAUCGCAGCGCAGCGCUGCCGCAAGAGGAAGCUGGACUGCAUCAUGAACCUGGAGUGUGAGAUCAGAAAACUGGUGAACGAGAAGGACAAGCUGCUGACGGAGAGGAACCAGCUGAAGGAGUGUAUGGGUGAGCUGUGGGAGAACUUCUCCUGUCUGUCCCAGGAAGUGUGCAGGGACGUGCAGCUGAGCCCCGAGCAGGUCCAGUCCCUGAACCACUACUGCCCGGUCCUGAAGCCCGGCACCACCAACACCACCACCACUGCCAGCAAUGCUGCCUCCAACAGCAUUGACCUCACCACCCACUCCGGCUCAGCCACCCCGGAGCCCAGCUUCCUCAAGUCCCCCGGGCCCUCAGAGAGCGAGCCUGACUCGGUCAUGGGGAAUGGGGCUGACGGGGGGGCGGCCAGCAACGAGGCGGAAGGCCAGGAGACGAGGUUAUACAUGGAGGCGGGGCUCUCGUUCAAUGAACAGUCCAAUCAGACAGUGACGGUAGACUUCUGCCAGGAAAUGACUGAUAAAUGUACAACUGAUGAACAGCCAAGAAAGGAUUGUACUUAGUAAACGGUGGUUUUAAUAUCUGUGUUUUUAUUAUUUAAUUUUUUGUUUUGAUUUUCUUCUGACAAGCCCCUUUCUCGGGGUUGUUGAGAUGGUCAGCCUUGGCCAGUGUUCUUUGAAAAUAUUUUUUGUUUGUAUGUCUUUUUGGUUGUCUUUUUAAAGGUUGACACUACAGUUGUCUUAAGAGCAGCAAUACUGUUCUCCAGGUAUUCUCCUCUCUGUAACCAUGACAGAGUGGGAACUUUUCACACAAAACUCCUCUUACAAUGGUGCUACACCGUGUUCGGGCAGGCAGCGAUCUCCACAGUGUUCUUUAUCCAUGUAUUACAGUCUACUCACAGGGAUGGGCAAAGAUCACAUCUUCAAUUCAAACCUCAAUGGACCUAACAGCAGCUCGCUUUGUCUCUCGAUCAACCUACAGUUUCUAUCUCCCUGUCUCUCCUCUCUCUAUUUCUCUCACUCUCCCUUUCUAUGUCUCUCUCCCAAUCGCUCUCCUACUCCGUCUAUUUUCUAUCAAUCUAUUUCUACCUCUUAACACUUUCGCUCUCUGUAUUACCUCUCUCUCUUGCUUAUUCUCUCACUCUCUCUCAGUGGCCCUUGUCACAGCAAUUCAAACUCAGGAAGAAAUCUUCUGAAUGUUCGAUAUGAUUCAUGAAAAUAAGAAUACAGCUUCUGUACAUGAGAGAUUUACGAAGCAGUUAGACUGUAAAUGUUCAUAUGCAAAAAUGUCUUCUACUUCACUCAUUUGCAUUUUUCUGUACAGCAAAACAAUGUGUACAGACAGUACCUAAACAUUCCUCCUUUGCCUUCCGCAGCACUGAAACGAAAGAGAAAAACAAACGGUUAAGUAACCCCACCAGGGUUGGGGUCAAUUCCAUUUCAAUUCCAGUCAAUUCAGGAAGCACACUGAAUUCCAACUCUCUUGACGUUUUUUCAAUGAGGAAAACGUGAAAUUGGAAUUGCAGUUUGGUUUACUUUCUGAAUUAACUGGAAUUGAAAUGGAAUUGACCCCAAUCCUGGUUCCCACACAUCAGCAAUACCAUUGUAUUUGGAUGUUGUAAUGGUAAAUUUCAAGUGCUUGCUUGGGCAGAACGUAUAAUGUAUAUAGUAUGGAGCAUGGUGACUGUCACAGUAAUAUUAUACAAAUAGAAGCUUAGAUGUUUCUUUUCACUGGGGUUUUUGCUAAGGGAAAAUAUUUGCUUUGCUGUUUCCUGCCUAAAGGAAAAUUCCCCAUAAGGGUGGGUGUUCUUAAACUCAGGAAAUUAGCUUGUGACACACACUCAGACACGCACACACAAACAUUCAUUUCAGAGCCCCUUGCAUGAAAAUGUGGAUGUUGCUGGCAAGGACAGUGUAAGUAUGUUAUUAACCAGUGGCUCAAGCCACAUCCAUUCCAACUUUGACACCACUUUAAAUGUGAAAACGAGUUUCAGCUUGUUGUGUUUUUGAGGAAACUUUAUUUCUUCUUAUCAGUAUUUAAAGAUGCUAUACGUAUGAUGGGGGGAAACUCUCACACACACCCUUUGGAUUUCUUCGGUGUUAUGUUUCAAUGUUGUCAAGGAAUGUGUGAGUAGACAUCUUCUCAAGCUGAGGGAUAGCUAUUCUGUCUGCAACACAAAGAAAACAGACACAAAACAUUUAUAUUUACCAAGGAUACUUUCUCCUAAUGAAUCUGUGCUCAAUCCAGGCUCUUUCCUUCCAGCACCAGAUACUUAGUUGUAACUAGUUCUAAUAGCACUUCAUAGAGGGUUUAUGUCAGGUUCAGAACCCUGAAAAGUCUGAUACCGAAACACUUGAAUUGGCACUUAAAUGAAAACAUCUUAUUGAAUGUUAAUAUUGAUAUAAAUAUCUCUAUGAAGACAUUACAUUUUUAAGAACUACAGUAAACAGGGUUAUUAACAAAAAAGGAAGCUAACAUAAUAUUGAGAGUGUUCACAUCUUAUAUUUGUAAUUCUUUAAGAAUUGAAUAAGCUAAUUGAGACUUCAGUUCAUGUGAAAGCACUGUGUGUGUCACCAUCAAACUGAUUGAGUAACAAUCAUAUGAUAUAGUAACAUGUUUGCCCUGGUUGUACAUUUGUUGAAAACAUCAUAUUCUGUGAUGUGAAUGCAUGCCCCUGUAUAUUUUAUCUAGUUAGUUUGUCUAGCUUACGUUUGCUUCUAACGAUAGUCCUCAGCUAAAUGAUUUACUCUGUCUUUUGUUGAUUAACCAUAUUUACAUUUAUAAUGUAAAUAUACAGAAAUACUUUUCUUAUCUGUUCAACAGUCAGAGAUGUGCUUGAAAAUACAGAAUACAAGAAAAUAGAGCCAUAACCUAUGAAGAGGAGUGAAUUCAAUUGGAAUAUAAAGCUUUGCUCAUAACUUUAACUUCAUUCAGGACGAAAAGCUAUACAGUUUGUCGGAAAGAGCGAUAAUACAACUGUAUAUAUUGAGGAGUCUGCUAAUUCCUCUUGGCGUUACUCUGCUGCCCCCUGUUGGACACAGUUAUGUAGUUCUCCAAUCAGUCCUGACUGAGAACAAACAUUGUGGUAUUAGAGUGCUCUGUGUUUUGCGGUGUGUUUGCUAGUCUGAUUAUUUGACCAUACACCUAAAUUUCCCUAAGGUUGUAGCUAGACUCAUAUACAGUCUCACACAGAGAACCACAAGCAUACGCACAAAUAUGAAUACAUACACACACGAUGCAUGUCGUAACGGCAUCCUUGCUUAAAGGCUUCAGUCUAGAGCAGUUGUGAUUGCCUGUUGAAAUUGUUUGCGAGGUUAUUUUUCCACUUUGCUCUGAUUCAUAUGCUACCACUGAAGUGGAACAGUAUUCAUCCCCAUUAUCAGAUACAAAACAGAAAACGAAAGAUAGAUGGAUUCAAGUGGACAUUUGUGCAAACCAUAUGCAAUUCCCGACUUGUUCUUACUCGUUUUUGAAGUAAAUGGGAAAAGCAUGACGUUCCACCAGAAAAAGCACACUCACUAGGCUACACUUUGACAAAUGUCAAAUCCUGGGAAAAUUUAUUGAAAUGCAUCAAGUUUAUAUUGUCCUCCAUCAAAGCUAGACCAAUAGAUAUCCUUCUAUCUGUUUUUAGAUGUCCUUAUAAUGCUAUUAUGAUUACUGUUGAUGUUCUUUGGAUAGCAAUGAGUGCCACGCAUAUUUCUGGUGUGUAGGCUACUGUACGUAACAUUUCUAAUUCCUCAUCGUUUUUUUUUGCUGGUUGGUGGACGCAGAUACAUGAAGAGUUUUUAAAGCCUCACCAUCCCUCCAGUCAUUUGACAGUCCAGUCCAUACCUCUUAGCCCUCUAGCCUUGAGAGAGCUGCCCCAUGCCUGAUAUGCUGUGUGUGGUGUUACUAUGGUGGCCAGUGUGUGAAAUUAGAGCACGGCCACCUCAACGGUCACCCGCCCCCAAGCAUUUCCAGGUGAAAUAAGCUUGUUGUGUCAUCAUCUCAAUCACACGGUGAUUCGUCUGGUUAACUUUAACCAGGAUCAGUCAUUGCUCUUGUACAUCGUCUCAGGGUGCCAAGUGAUUUUAUUUCUCAAUUUCCGAAUUUGGAGCAGACCUUUGUAACUUUAGCUGGUUUUUAUGUUUGCUUUGAUGUUUUGGGCUUUGCUUUGAGUGUGUGAAAGUAUAGCUUUAAACUCUGGUUUUAUAUUCCCGAAGCUUAUUUCUACCAAUGCAAAUACUGUGUAAUGAGCUUGGCCCGAUACAGAUCAACCCCAUCAAGAGGCUGCAGAGAGUACACAAUACAUUGGAGUACAAAUAUGAAUAAUUGAAAUAUGUUUUGGUAAUACAUUUCGUUAUUAGUUGGAUUUCCCUCAAGUUCUUUACCUCUGCAGUUUUUUUUACAAGCCAAACACACAACAACAACAAAAAAUCCAUGUAAUUUGAUUUGUUAACUGGCUUUGGUUGUUAGUUGGUGGAUGUUUGUUGUGAAACUAGGUGCAUUGAAUGCAUUGUCUUUUUAAAACCCUUUUGCGCUCUAUUAUUUUCUCGUUUAGUUGAACUUUUGUUUGUUUUAGUUUUUCUGUGCUGCUUCUCUGAAGAAAAAAAACACUGUCUCUCCAACUCCAAAGUUUGUUGUUUUGAAAAGAUGAACAAAACUUGCCUUUUUCACAUAUUGCUCAACUUUAUAAUACAGUAUACUGGUAUCCUGAUUACAUGCACAGGCUGAGACCAUUUUAGGAGUAAAAGAAAAGUUAAAUAUGUUUACAAAAAGGUGUGUUUAUUCAAUUUGCCAUGUAUAUAGAAAUUGGUAGGUUAAAAUUGGACUGAUGGUUAGUGUUUUUACAUUUGUAAACCGAAAACGAUGUGUUUCCUCAACUUGUCUUUUCAUUCAACUGGGGGUGUUUCAGAGUUACAUGGAUACAAGUGCACCUCCGAUUUUUGCCUUAGAAUUUGCAGAGGUCAUAGUUCACAUUCAAGUGAAGUGAGUGUAUGCAGGGGCCUACGCCCCCCAUUUCUGAGUAACCACCAGUGCGGACUUUCUCACACUUAUCUACCUGUGAAAUCCUUCAUACCUCUCAUAAUUGGUCAAUGACUGUAUCAGCAAACUGCAUCAGGUGAGUUUUUUUUACAUGCUUUUUACACAGAUUAUAUGGAUUAUUGUAUUAGUAGAUUUUGGUGCAUCAUAAUAACUAGUAAUAACUCUUAAGCUUGUAGUCACAAAGUUGUUUUUCUCUCUCGUUUUUCUAGAAGACUGUUUUGUGUUAAUAUUGUCAAUUUGAAAUAACUGUUAUUUGCUUAUUCUCUACUUAACUUGUUCAUUUUUAAAUGCUACACAACCCUAAUGAAUUCAAAUGACUUAAUAACCAUUGUAAAUACAGUGUUGUGUAAACCCCAUUUUCAUUCAUUUCAAUUGCUAGUGUUAUAUAAAUGACAUUUUUUGUCUAGACACCAUUUCUGUUUAUGAAAUAAAGAAACAUAUCAUGUA
Molecule: messenger RNA, 7437 nt
Organism: Salvelinus sp. IW2-2015
Lineage: Eukaryota; Metazoa; Chordata; Actinopteri; Salmoniformes; Salmonidae
Source: RefSeq, a predicted model, not a curated record